Molecule: messenger RNA, 1596 nt
Organism: Penicillium salamii
Lineage: Eukaryota; Fungi; Ascomycota; Eurotiomycetes; Eurotiales; Aspergillaceae
Source: the annotation of a GenBank genome assembly
AUGGAAGACAACGCCGAGCUCGAGUCCUUUCGCCGACAGUGGCGCGAGGAGGUAACUCGUCGAUCAAGACCCAAGACUAGUACCCCUCCGGCUCCGACACCGACUGCCCCGCCCUUGUCUCGUCUUCCGCCCACACGCCAUGAGGCCUCUCACCGCAAUGAGGUGGAAGAGGAGGGCCCUCCACUGGCCUCCUUCGAUCCAGAUGAGCUGGCCCAACAAGUCGGAGAGCUGAGCGUGGAACCAGCUGCAGAGGACUUCUCACGUCGAGAGGUGGUCGAGCCAACUUCUGCCUUGGAACAUUUUGAGCGGGCGGUAGAAAAGGAGGCAGAAGGCAACUUGGGUGACAGCCUCUCGCAUUACCGGAAAGCAUACAGACUUGACUCCGCCGUCGAUAAAUCCUUCCGCAACAAGCAUUAUUCCCACGUAUGGAAGAGACCGAACCAACCCACGCCCGCUCCGGCAGCAACGGCCCAACCACAACCUGCAGAGGUAGAGACUGUACCUACACAUGAGCUUAUUGCAUCCUUUGCAAAUAUUCCCAUCCCACAAGCAGAGCCGCUUAUCGAGAACACCCCGCCACCCCCAUGCCCAAUCGCCGCUGUGCCGUCGGAUGUGAUCGUGGAAAUCCUCCGCCAUGUGGCUCUGGAUGACCCGUCGACAUUUGGUCGCAUGGCACUAGUUUGCAAGCGGUUGACCUACCAUUUUGCCUACGAACAACACAUAUGGAAGCGAGUAUGUCAAGACUCAAAGUUUGGCUUUGGAGGAAUGCAUUACGACUUUGCAUGCGACCUGCUUGGGCUUCCAAUCUACACCCUUGGCCCACGAUACACUCCUUUCCCUAAAGACAAACCUGUGGAAAUCCCUCAGCCGCUGUCUUCAUGGAGCCAGGUUUUCCAAACCCUUCCUCGGGUUCGGUUCACAGGAGUCUACAUCAGCACGGUCAAUUAUACGCGACCCGGUGCCACUGCUGCCUAUUCGAAUGUUUCAUGGAACAGUCCCAUCCACAUUGUGACGUACUACCGUUACCUGCGGUUCUACCCAGAUGGAUCAGUCGUAUCACUUCUCACCUCCACCGAGCCAGUCGAUGUGGUCCCUUACAUUAGCAAGGAGAACGUGAUGGCAGCCCGUACUCCAGGUAAUCGCAAGCAUCAGCGCAACGCCUCUGACCAGGGUCAAUCUUUAUCUGGAGCGACUGAACCUGUGCCAGCCGUUGCCAUGGCUGCAUUAAAGCAUGGUCUUAGGGGUCGCUGGCAUUUAGCCUGUCUUGUUGACACACCUGAACCCUCCGAUCUGGCCUGGAAGCCCGAGUCGGGAUCUGGCGAAAAGCCGCUCCUCUCCGAUCACCGGGAUAUCCUCAUUGAAACAGAGGGUGUUGACUCUAGGUACGUGCACACAAUGCAUCUAUCUUUGCGAUCUCCCACGAUCCCCAAAGCCGCUCAGGCAGGCCCAGCUCCUCCCAACCCACCGAAAAAUACAAAGCUGGUCUGGAAGGGAUUCUGGAGCUACAAUAGAAUGACCGAUGACUGGGGCGAGUUUGGCCUACGAAAUGAUAGAGCAUAUGUGUUCCGACGAGUGCGCGGUUGGGGACUAGAGUGA